Cynara cardunculus var. scolymus (artichoke) is the source of this 1391-nucleotide messenger RNA. Its product is annotated as probable protein phosphatase 2C 75. The record is from RefSeq and is a predicted model, not a curated record. Gene Ontology annotation, cellular component: nucleus; cytosol. Gene Ontology annotation, molecular function: cation binding; protein serine/threonine phosphatase activity. The coding region runs from base 79 to 1200 and encodes 373 amino acids. The transcript is spliced from 4 exons. Lineage: Eukaryota; Viridiplantae; Streptophyta; Magnoliopsida; Asterales; Asteraceae. Gene Ontology annotation, biological process: protein dephosphorylation.
AUUCUGUCUUUCACUUUGCUUAAUUUUAUCAGAGAUGGGGGUAAGUUUUGAUUUUGCUGAGAUCGCCGGCGUUUAUUAAUGAGGCGGGUGUACGGUAGUCGGAGGAGUCUGAUGCCGAUUGACGAGGACAUCGAUUCGCCUCUUAAAUGCCGAGAGCGGCGCCGUCGUAGGAUCGAGAUGAGGAGGAGGUUGGCUUCAGUUACCGCUGUCGCCGGAGCGGAUAACUGGGAAGCUCAAAAGUUUGCGGCGUUGGAGAAGGAGAAUGAGGAUAAGAACGCCGUGCCAUCGUCGUCCUCUGCUCCGAUCACGAGCUUGACUAGCAAUAAGGAAACGCCGGCGUCACCGGCGUACGGGUUUAUGUCUGUGGUUGGUAGGGCGCGUGUAAUGGAGGACGAGAUAUCGGUUCGGACGAACUUAUGCCGGCCGGAGAUAAACGAUCACGGGCCAGUGCAUUUCUUCGCUGUUUUCGACGGUCACGGAGGGCAUCACGUGUCGGCAUUAUGCAAGGAGAAGAUGCAUGUGAUCAUGGAGGAGGAGCUGAUGCGCGUGAAAGCCACGGGAGGUGAAGUGGAGGAGCUAUGGCGGAGUGCGAUUAACCGGAGUUUUGAGAGGAUGGAUGAGAUGGCGAAGUCGUUAUGUCAAUGCGAUGGGCUAGAAAACUCGCGGGUGUGUAGAUUUCAUCCACAAUUGUCUCUGGUAGGAUCGACGGCGGUGGUGUCGCUUUUGACACCGGAAUACAUAAUCGUGGCAAACUGCGGUGACUCACGCGCCGUCCUCUGCCAUAACGGGAAGGCCGUACCCCUCUCCGUUGACCACAAGCCUGAGCGGGAAGACGAACGAUCAAGAAUUGAAGGUUUGGGAGGUCAAAUUGUUUUUGCAGCAAAUGGAGCACGAGUUGAAGGCGUUCUUGCUAUGUCUCGAGCAAUAGGGGACAGACUUCUAAAACACGUGGUAACAUGGGAACCGGAGUACUCAUUCAGGAAAAGAAAUGGUGGGGAUACGAGCCUGAUAUUAGCGAGCGAUGGUUUGUGGGACGUUUUGUCAAAUGAGAUGAGUUGUGAGGUAGUGCGUAAGUGUCAACAAGAGGAUCAUGAAGCUGUAUCAGCAUCAGCAUCAGCGGCUGCUUUACUGGUACGUCUUGCUGUGGGACGUCGGAGCAGUGAUAACAUCAGCGUCGUAGUUGUUGAUUUGAGAGACUAAUCGACCAAUUGAACCGAGUGCUGGUAUGAAGUUUGUCAUGUUAUGUACAUGUUUGGUUUAAUUUGGACGUUUUGGAAGGGUAGCAUUAAUUAAUUAGCAUGCAUGUCUUAGUUAAUUAAGAAAGUUGGUAUAAAAUAGGCAGAUAGGUUUCAGUUCGAUUUGUAUUAAGAAGCAAUUAAUGAAGCAAUAGC